Molecule: messenger RNA, 2760 nt
Organism: Monoraphidium neglectum
Lineage: Eukaryota; Viridiplantae; Chlorophyta; Chlorophyceae; Sphaeropleales; Selenastraceae
Product: rRNA biogeneis protein rrp5
Exons: 17
Coding region: 1-2760 (919 amino acids)
Biological process (GO): rRNA processing
Cellular component (GO): small-subunit processome; nucleolus
Molecular function (GO): RNA binding
Source: RefSeq, a predicted model, not a curated record
AUGGGAGGUAAAAAGCGUCAAGCGGAAGACACAGUCGAGGAUGAGGAGGAAGAGCAGGCCUUUCCCCGAGGGGGCGGCGACAAGUUUUUGACGCAGCUCGAGAAGCGGCAGCUUGCUCAGCAGGCAAAAGAUGAUUUUCAGGAGGAGCAGAAGUCUGGAGACAAGAAGCAAAAGAAGGCGAAGACCUCGGGCGGCAAGGAUGCAGAGGAUGAGUUCUUCUCUGGCGGCCUGGCGGGCAGCAAGGCCGAGCGCUAUGUGGAAGUGCUCAAAUACAAGGCAGUGGCAGUCGGCAUGAAGCUUUGGGGCAUGAUCCUUGAGUGCACCCCGCGGGGGCUGGUGGUUAGCCUGCCCCAGGGGCUGCGGGGUCACGUCGCGCCAGAGGAGGCCUCGGACGCCCUCAAGCAGAUGCUGGACCCCGCGUCCAAGCCCGGCGCCGCCAUGCGGAAAGCCUUCCCCGGCGGGCGCGCCCCGGAGCUCCCGGACCUCUUCUCUAUCGGCCAGUACGUGCGCUGCGUCGUCACCGCGUUGGGCAGCUCCGACGGCGACGGCGAGGGCGGCGGCAAGAAGGGCAAGGUGCAGCUGAGCCUGCGGCUGCGGCGGCUGUGCGAGGGGCAGGGGCCGGAUGCGCUGGCGGCGGGGCGGUGCGUGCCGGCGGUGGUGAGGAGCGCGGAGGACCACGUGUACACGCUGGCGUUUGGCAUCAAGGGCGUGAGCGGCGUGCUGCCCCGCAAGGACUAUGCGGCUUACUACGGGUCAGACGCGGCCCUCGUGCCCGGCCAGCUGAUCGACUGCGUGGUGACCAAGGCGCCCCAGGGGGAGCAGCAGGUGGCGCAGGUCACUGUCAGCCACGACGCGGUGGCCACCGCGACCGUCAAGGACGCGCCGGCAGGCGCGCCGGCCGGCGGCGGCGGCGGCGGCGGCGCGCUGACGCUAGGCGGGCUGCUGCCGGGUAUGCUUGUGAGCGUCAAGGUGCGGCAGGUCCUGAAGGACGGCCUGCUGGUGACAUUCCUGACUUACUUCAACGGCGUCAUUGAUUUGUAUCACCUGGCGGAGCCGAUCCCUGGGGAGGACUGGGCGGGGCGCUACCAGGAGGGGCAGAAGCUCAAGGCGCGCAUCGUGUACGUGGACUUUGCGGCCAAGCGCGCCGGCCUCAGCCUGCUGCCGCACCUCAUCAACUGCCGCAUGCCCUCGGCGGUGCCCCAGCUUGGGCAGAUUUUCGACGCCGCCGUUGUCCGCCGCGUGGACCCUGUGCUGGGCCUGCUGCUGGAGCUGCCCAUGGACCCCACCCCCGCCGCCGCGUUUGCCCACGUGUCGAACCUGGCGGACGGGCGCGUGGACAAGCCGGAGAAAUCAUUCAAGGCGGGGCAGAAAGUGAAGGCGCGCGUGAUAGGGUUCAGGCUGGUGGACGGGCUCGCGCUGGUGUCGCUCAAGCCAUCGGUGAUCGCGCAGCAGGUGUACAGCAUCAAGGACCUGUACCCUGGCCAGCCCCUGGAGGCGACAGUGCUCAGCGCAGACCCCGACAAGGGCCUGGUGGUCAGGGUGACCCCGAGCAUCAAGGCGAUCGUGCCCCCGCUGCAUGUCAGCGACGUGGGCAGCAAGAGGGCCAAGGACAAGUUCAAGGAGGGCCAGGCUGUCCAAGGCCGCGUGCUGUCCGUCGACCCGGACACCAAGCGCGUCACCCUCACGCUCAAGAAGACGCUGCUCUCCUCAAAGCUGGCCCCCCUCUCGGACCUGCGGCAGGCCGCGCCCGGCGUCAAGGCUCACGGCACCGUCACAGGCAUCAAGGACGGCUUCGGCCUUUUCAUCACGUUCUACAACGGCGUCUCAGGCGUCGUCCGCAAGCCGCGCCUGUCGCUGCUGCCCGGGCAGAAGAUGGACGCGCUUUACGAGGUUGGGCAGGUGCUGAGGGUGCAGGUGCUAACCUCGGACCAGAAUGCGCGGCGGAUAGACCUGCAGCUAGCGUCCAAGAAGGGCGCGGCGGCCGCCGAGGCGGAGGCUGAGGCGGCGGCCGCGGCUGCGGCGGCGGCGAAGGAGGGCGGGAAGAAGGGGAAGGAGGCGGCGGGCGGCGGCGGGCUGGCGCCGGGGGAUGUGGUGGAGGGGGGCGUGGUGAAGGCGGUUGAGGAGAAGGAGGGCGGCAAGGGCGUGGUGACCUUGGAGAUCACGGGCAAGGACGGCACCAAAGUGACCGCCCGCCUGCCCAAGGCCCACCUGUCCGACCACCCGGCAGCCGCUGAGAAGCUGUCUGAGCAGCUGCGCCCGGGGGUCGAGCUGGGGCCGCUGCUUGUGCUGCAGCAGGCGGCGGGGGAGGACAGGUGGCGGGAGGCCAAGGAGGGCGGCAAGAGGAAGAAGUCCAAGAAGGGCGGCGCGCCAGGCUGGCUGGUGACUCGCAAGGCGUCCCUGCUGGCGGCCGCGCCGCGGCUGCCGUCAUCGCUGGACGCGAUGACGCCGGGCACGGCACUGCCGGGUUACGUGGCCCACGUCACCAACGACGCCGUUUUCGUGCGGUUCCUCAACGGCGUCACCGGCAGGGCCGGCCUGCCUCAGCUGGCGGACACCUUUGUGACGGACCCCUCGCACCACUUUGCCGCCGGCCAGUCCGUGCGCACCAUCGUGUCGGAGGUUGACGCGGAGCGCGGCCGCUUCAGCCUGAGCCUGAAGCCGUCGGCGGUGGGGGCCGCGGAUGGGGAGCUGCUGGAGUCGCUCUUCAGCUUGUUUCUACCACAAGCACCGGAAAGCCAGGGAGAACAGCGGCGGAGCUGA